AUGGCAGCUAAAACCAUCAUCGUCACGGGCGCAUCCAAGGGAAUUGGCCUUGCGGUAACCAAAUAUCUGCUCUCAUCACCCCAAUCCCACAAUGUGGUAGUAGUGGCCCGUAGCGUCGAGCCUCUCCAGAAACUCAAAGAGCAGUAUGGCACACAGGUCGAGGUUGUGAACGGUGACCUCUCGGACUUCUCUCUAGCACAAAAUGCCGUGGAUGCCGCCAUAAAGACCUUUGGCCAGCUCGAUGGACUGGUUCUUAACCACGGCAUUCUAGGCCAAGUCGGCAAAGUUUCUGAUACCGACCCCGAGCAAUGGCGCCAGGGCUUCGAUGUCAACUUUUUCAGCUUGGUUGCUUUCGCCAAGGCAGCCCUGCCUGCUCUUCGCCAGUCCAAGGGCAAAAUCAUCUUCACUUCUUCUGGUGCAGCGGUAUCAAAGUACCGUGGCUGGGGUCUGUAUGCGGCAAGCAAAGCAGCCAUGAACAAUCUCGCUCAAACACUAGGCUCUGAAGAGCCAGAUGUCACAUCUAUCUCUAUUCGGCCUGGCAUGGUCGACACUGAAAUGCAACGUGAGCUACGAGAGGUGCAUGGUGCAACUCUGGAUGCUGAGAUGCACUCUAAAUUUACGACUGUCCACAAAGACGGCAAGCUUCUCAAACCAGAGCAGCCAGGACAUGUCAUAGCCAAGCUGGUGCUUGAGGCACCCAACGGGUUUACUGGCCGUUUCCUAUCGUGGAAUGACGAGGAGCUCAAGGAUUUCCAGGAAUAG
Molecule: messenger RNA, 762 nt
Organism: Penicillium taxi
Lineage: Eukaryota; Fungi; Ascomycota; Eurotiomycetes; Eurotiales; Aspergillaceae
Product: SDR family oxidoreductase
Exons: 4
Coding region: 1-762 (253 amino acids)
Cellular component (GO): intracellular anatomical structure
Molecular function (GO): oxidoreductase activity, acting on NAD(P)H, oxygen as acceptor
Source: RefSeq, a predicted model, not a curated record